UUAAUAAUUUAACAAAAACAAACAAUGUCGGACUCAAUUAUUAACGAACCAUCUAUCCACGAAGUGUUUGUAAAAUCAAAUAUUUCUUUCUCUUCUGAAGAUCCACCAAGAGAAGAAUGGUCAUCAUUGGAGUCCGCAUCUAUUGAACUUAGCCCAAAGAUGAUACUUUUCAAAGAGGGCAAAUACCAACCUGGAAGUGGAGAAAUAUGCACAAAGUAUAUACCGAUGUCAGAUAGUUCUAUUUUAAGGCAUCCAUAUUACGCCUAUCCAUCUGUUGUUAACCCUGGAAUUUUAGAGGCGCUGUUGGAACCAGAGAAACGAAAAUCCUAUCCACUGGACGGUCAAGAAUUGUACUUACAAGUUUGUGAGGAGAUGAAAUUAAUCCCAGUUCGAUAUUUUCACCGCGGUUUGUUGCAGCAUACUAUCGACCUGAAAUACUAUGGUUUAAGUCAACCAAGCAUAUGGGCAAUGUGCAUAGCACUUGAUGUCAAUCCCCAUGUUGUACGCUUAGACCUCACGUCAAAUUUUUUGGACGAUGACGCCUGUUAUCACCUUGGUCAAUUACUUGGUGAAAAUAUGACAAUUACAGAACUUGUACUAUCGGGAUGCAGAAUUAAUUCUAGUGGCACGAAGAGACUCGUCGCGAAACUACACAAACGUAUGAUGCAAGUUUUGGAUUUAUCUAAAAACAAUAUUGGAGAUGAGGGCUUUAAAUAUCUGGCCGAUCAAUUUGUUUUAGGGGCGAUUGUAAAAAGGUUAAAUUUAAGCUACAAUGAUUUGGGGAUUGAAUCUGCCUUGGUAUUUGCUGGAGUUUUGGAAGUCAAUAAUAAAAUUACUCAUCUUGAUCUCUCAUGGAAUAAAUUUUCAACAUUAAAAGGCACAAAUGACCUUCUAGAUAAACUGGGCGAUAGCAAGGUGCUUGUGGAAUUAAACAUGUCUUGGAACGCGCUUAAAGUUAAUAAAGUUUUUACGAAAUUGCUAUCUAGCCGUAACCUUAAAUUACUUGACCUAAGUAACAACAGCUUAUCAGGUACAGCUGCAAAGGUUAUAUCAACUUCACUAUUAAAAGCUAGACGACUUCAUACACUCGACCUAUCCUGCAACCCACUCAGUCCCAGUGAUGCGUUGAAGAUUCUAACAACCUUGAGAAAGCCAACUGUAAAAUUACUUAAUUUGCAUAUAGACAAUAUUACCGUGGAUUUGGAGUUUCUUAAGGAAAAAGAAGAAAUAUUACAACUACCUUAUAGGAAAAAUACAAAAGUUUCACACGGCGAAGUGCUACACAAUUACACGGUUUCAUUACCAGAUAUACGACCCCUUAUAAUGAAAAGAAUGGACUAUCUCACACAAAAGGGGAAGAAAACUAAGCUGGAUAUCGCGCUUUACUUCUUACAACUUCGAAAAUCAGUUGAUAUAGUUCAACCGCGGGAUAUCCUACGGGACCUGAAGCUCGCGGGGACUCCUGUCGACGAAGACCUGGUCAACCAGCUCAUCGAUACAUUUCCUGGACCAGUUAUAGAUAAAGGAACGAAGACUAUAAAACUGGAUGGUAUCAUAGAUAUGAUAAAGAGACUAUGGCCAGACAAGAAACUUCCACCUACGCCACCGCCACAGCAAGCACCGGUGGCGGUUGUUAAAAAAGGCCAAAAGAAGUUCAAAUAA
Pieris rapae (cabbage white) is the source of this 1662-nucleotide messenger RNA. RefSeq names its product leucine-rich repeat-containing protein 74A-like. Lineage: Eukaryota; Metazoa; Arthropoda; Insecta; Lepidoptera; Pieridae. The record is from RefSeq and is a predicted model, not a curated record. Gene Ontology annotation, molecular function: protein binding. The transcript has 10 exons. The coding region runs from base 25 to 1662 and encodes 545 amino acids.